Cladocopium goreaui is the source of this 821-nucleotide messenger RNA. The record is from the annotation of a GenBank genome assembly. NCBI's taxonomy places the organism in Eukaryota, Dinophyceae, Suessiales, Symbiodiniaceae.
CUGUCUGUUUCAUGCUGCAAUGGAACCAGACCAAUAAACUGGACAUGAUCCACAAGAAUCGUUUUGCAGCCCCACCAUCGCAUGAGUGCCUGCGAUGAUGACGAGGAGGAGGACGAGGCUCUCCUGGAGCCGCCACGAGCACUUCAGGGCUCCCUGGCUUCUCGUAGCGAACUGCUGCGCGGCGUGGUGGUCCGUUUGUACUACUCUCAGAUUACUGCGGGACUCUACCUUGCCACCAUGGUGUUGGCAGCACUGCUGCUUUGCAUCACCUUGGGCCUUGACACCCCGCUGCGGGAAGCCCCGCGUGCGCUGGUGUUCUUGGAGGGCUUCGUCACUGCAUCUCUAGUGGUGGAAGUGGCCCUGCGUGCCAUCGUGCAAGGUGAAAAUUACCUGAAAUCCUGGUGGAACGCCAUUGACUGCAGUGUGGCAUUUGUGAGCAGCGGUUUGUUCUUCUUUGCGGCUCCAAGGGCCAGCGACGAGGCGCAGAAGGAAGACGUGGAACUCAGCCAGUCGCUGGUGAUGGCGCGGGUGAUUUUCCAGUUUGCACGGGUGCUUCUGAUCGCGUCUCACGCGCGGCGUGCCGGGAAGAUGCAAGAAGAGGUGUCCUUCGCCAACGUCACGGAAAUGCUGGAAUUUACCGACAUUCAGGAUUUUGACUUUACUCUCCUGAAGCAGGAGGUGCAAGACCGACAUCGCAAAGACGACUUCGGCUUGUGAGCAACGACGCCAAAACGCGCUCGAGGAUCGACGCCAGUGAUGCGGAUGAAGCUGUCGUGGAAAAUGGAAGAUGGCGGCAGUGGAUCAACCUAUGACAAAUGCAG